Molecule: messenger RNA, 504 nt
Organism: Ilex paraguariensis (yerba mate)
Lineage: Eukaryota; Viridiplantae; Streptophyta; Magnoliopsida; Aquifoliales; Aquifoliaceae
Source: the annotation of a GenBank genome assembly
AUGGAGAAUUCACAAGAGGUUGGUAAUAUAGAAGGGGAUGGAGAUGGAAGGAACAAUUCGGGUUGUACUUCGUCCACGUCGACGUACUCGCCGUACCGAUUGUUUGGUCGGCAAACUUCUGUUCACCAGUUGAUGGGUGGAGGUAAAGCUGCUGAUGUUAUAUUAUGGAGGCAGCGGCGUGUUUCAUGCGGAGUCAUUGUUGUUGCUACUGUUGCAUGGUUCCUAUUUGAGCAGGCAGGAUUGUCAUUCUUAUCAAUUUGUUCCAAUGUCUUCCUGAUCUUGAUUGUACUGCUAUUUCUUCAGGCUAACUACGCUGUUUUCAGAAACAAACAACUUCACCCAUUACCUGAGCUAGUUUUGUCAGAAGAAAUGGUCAAUAAUGCUGCUGCAUCAUUUCGAGUUAAAAUCAACUACCUGCUGCUUAUGGCUCAUGAUAUCACUGUUGGCAAAGACUUUAAACUCUUUUUCAAGGUUAGUAGUCAUCAGCUGAAUAAGGAUGAAUGA